AGUUUUGUUAUUUUUUUAAUCUGUCUUAAAACUUUAUAGAUGUUAAUAUAAAAAAUGUCAUGUACUCUUCAACACAUCAGUUCUAUACAUGAUGUAAACAGAAUAGUGCGAUUACUUAGAGAUCCUAACGUUGAAGAAGAAGAAUGCAUUGAUAAAGGGUUUCAAAGUGAUUUCAAGUAUGCUGAUCGAUGGGAAGAUGGCUGGGAGAGCUCUAGUGAUGAAGUUGAUUCAAAUGUUUCAAGGCAAAAUAAGAAUUCAAAAUCUUGGCUCCAAGAUAGUUGUGUUUCAAUAUCUCCUUCAGAAGAACUUUUAGUGGUUUCAAAAGAUGAUAAAUGUGUUUUUCUAACAAAAAGAUGGGAAGCAAAGAAUGAUACAAAUUUUUAUGAUUUGUUAUGGAGCGGAAAUCUUUCAACAAAAGAGGAUGAUUCUAUUACAUGUAUUGCUUGUGUUCCUAUGGCAUCACAGCAAAGAUCAUCUGAAGGUAGUCCUGAUUGGACUUGCAUAAUUGCUGGUUUUUCAUCCGGAUAUAUUCGCAUAUAUAUGACAAAUGGUAGUCAACUUUUAUGUCAGUUUCUUCAUGAUGCUCCAGUUGUUUCUAUAAAGUUGAAGACAAAACAGCAUUUUUUACCACAAGGAGCAAAUGAGGUUGAUGAACUGUUGAUCAUGUACGCUCAAGCUAUAGUCACUAUCGAUGGUUUUAGUUUGUAUCAAUCUUUAAGAGCUUGUAGAAACCAAUUAGCAAGAGCAAAAGCAAGCAAGUUUAAUGAAUCAGUUGAUUCUCCACCUCUUGCAUAUCGCAAAUGGCGUGUGGCAGAUGUUAAUAAAAUAACAGAUAUUGCGAAUUGUGGAACUUUUACACCAUGUUUUUUUGAUCGACUUAUGGUAGCUUGUAAUGUUGGUUUCAAUGAAACUAUUCGUGGUUCUGCACCAGCAUUCACUCAUUUUGUUGCAACAGGAGAAAAUAAAUUUCUGAAUGUUUACCAUGUGCUAGAGGGAAGCAGUCCUCCUAUGAUGUCAGAUGUUGCCAUUGCAGUUGCUACUAAGCUUACUUCAGCAGUUCUUUCUCCAUUUACUGCAGCAAAAGGUUGGUGGGGAGCUUCACAAGAAAAAAGUACAAAAGAACCUGCAAAACCAAAAGUAGAGAUUGGUACAAAUCUUUCAAGCAGAUAUUUUUUACAUGAUAAGCGUCGCUGUUCUGAGAACAUUGUGGUGGCACCUAUUGGUAAAUUAGCUGUUGUUAAUGAUGCAUUUAAUAGAAUCUUGCUUUUUGAUACACAUAGUGGAUUGGUAAUUAGAAUGUGGAAAGGUUAUCGUGAUGCUGAGUGUGGCUGGAUAGUUGUUGAAGAGGAACUUGACGAUUCUAAACAAUCUUUAUGCAAAAAAUCUCUUUUUCUUGUUAUUUAUGCUCCAAAACGUGGAAUUUUAGAGAUUUAUUUAACUGAACAUGGAGGAAGAGUUGGUGCUUUUAAUGUUGGGAAAGAUUGCAGACUAAUAUAUAAUGGAUAUAGUUAUCUUGGUCAAACCAACUUUGGUUCAGAUUCUGUCUUGAGUAGUUGUAACAAGACAAAUCAAUGUUUUCUUUUACAAACAGACGGUUUAGUUAAAGCUGUUCAUAUACCAUUUCAUUGUGCAUUAAGUACAGUUCAUAGUAUCCAAGCCAAAGAUAUGCAUUUACUUAAAAGAAUAGCAAACAUAGUUGAAAAAAACUCUCAAAUAGAUAUGAAAGAAACUUGCAAGAAUCUUGUCAAGGUUUUUAAUGAAAUUCAAGUUCCUUCAGCCCAACACAAAGCUGUUAACUGCAUAUUGGCGUCAUCUUUACCUGAGGAUUUUCUCAAAGAGUGCUUGCUAAAGAUUGUAAAUAGUUUAUCUGGUAUACUAAAUGCCAAUGACAUAGAAAAAGACCUUGAGUUUGAAUCCGAACGGCGUAAACUUUUACAGUUUUGCAAUGCACAGCUUCAUUUGAUUGAUACAUAUAUAAUGAUUAAUAAUGUCGAUCUCUCAGUUCAAGAUUUUUCAUCUGAGUUUAAUGCAGAUGAUGGCGAGAGCAAGGAUCUUGAAACUAUUUUACAUUUAACUUCCUCUGAGUGUAAAAAGUUUGUCCAUCUUCUAAAUAGCUAUAAAGAUCUUUGCAUAGAUACAAAAAAAAAUUUAUUUAAUGAAGAGAUUAGUGUUGCUUCAUUUCUAAGUUGCUUUCAUAUUAACAUGAAAGAGUUUUUUUGUAAAGAGAAUCAUACUUCACAAGCUUUGCCCAAUAUUGAUGUAAAAGAUGAUUUAAACAUUAAUUUGACUAUUCAACUUGGUACAUUCUUGUUCAAGAAUGCUAUUGAUGGUUUAUUACCUGUAAGCGAACUGUCAAUGAUUUUUGAAGCUUCGAAGUUACCUCCAAAGCAAAUUCUGACUUUAUUGAUCGACUUCUGUCUGGAAGGAAAUAUUGUGUUACAUCUUUCAACUAUUUAUAUAUUACGUUGCCUUGUAUCGUCUAUAUGCUCUUUGAAAGGUGGUGCUGAAGUUCCAGCAGUAGAACUGUCAGUUGGAAGUAUUUGUCAAUGGUGGCAGUGUAUCAGAGAUAAACUUUCUAAAUCAAUCAUGAUUGGUCACAGUUUAGUUCUUGGUUAUAUUUGUCGUUCAGUUGCAAUUGAACUUAAUCUCUCAGCUCGAAAAAUAAAGAUUACAGAUGAGAGUGAUAUUACAAGCAAUGGAUGGGAGGCUGUAACUAUGGAAAUUGAACACUGGAAUUUGCUUAUAGCUCAAUUAGAAAGUCUUGUGGAGCUUAAUUGCUUUGUUCAUUUGAAUCAUGCAAACAUGAUUUUAUCUAAUAAAGAUAAUUUGUCUUGUAAAGUCGGAAACAAUCAUAAAAGUACAAAAGUUUCAUCAAGAAAUCCAAUAUAUUCUGUUCAAGGCAUUCUUGAUGCAGGUUUUGGUUCUAUUGCUCAAGUAGUAGCUGAUUGCUUGGUUACUCAAGGUGUUCCUGGGCCAUGUCUUGGUAAUACUAACAAUACCAACAAAAAAAUCAAAUCAAAUGAAAUAGAAGAUAUACCUGAAAUAGUUAGAGAAGAAGAUUCUGUUUUACAAAGUUUAGUGGUCUUAAGAGAAACAUUUCCUUACAGUCUUGAGAAAGAUGUGCUCUGGUUGCAUUGUGCAUGGGAGGCUGUAAUGAUUUGGAAAGAAGAUGUUGAGGGGGUUUCAAUGCUUUCUAGUGCACUUGUUCACUUGAAUUGCAUUAAUAAUGCUUGUUUACAAAAAGGGCUGGCUGUAAUGUUAUGGAAAGCUGUGUUUAAAGAAAGUGUUCAGUCAGCACUGGAUCUUGUUGAAAAAGUUGGUAAAGCACCAAAAGAUAGAUUGUGCAAAAAGACAGUUGGACUUGGUUAUAAAUCCUUAAUAAGUUUUUUAAAUGCUGCUAAAAUUCUCCUAGAAAAGUUAAUAGAAAUUGAGGGUUUGGAUGAUACACCGUUACACUUUGAAACAGAGUAUAUAUGGAAAAGAAAUAAGAGUACUCAACGAUCGAUCGUUGAACAAGCUCUUGAUGAACCAUCAUGCAAUCCUGUUAUGCUAGAACAUUUGUGGUGUGUUGUUACUGUGCUCUAUUUAACUAUGCAAGGAUGUCUGCGAGGUGUGAAACCUCGGUCUUUGUUUGAUACUAAGGGUAAACAUGCUAUGACACAGCAUCUUCAUGCUACACCUGUCCUUUCCACACACUUUGAUGAUAAAAUUGUUGCAGCUCGUCAACAGUUUUGUCUGAAUUAUGUGACAUCUGCAAUAAAAAAUCAUUUGGAUUCGACAUUCGAGGAUGAUGCUUUAAAAAAUAAUAAUUCUGAUUUACUGUGGAAUAUAGAUAUUGUCUUGCAGCUUGGAAAAAAAUUUCAAGUCAAAGAGGAUGAUUUACGUUGUCAUAUUGCAUGUGAUUUAUAUGCCUCUGGAUUUGAUAACGAUGCAAAGGAGAUGGUUCUAUAUAUACAAGAUAUGGAUAUGUUUUCUGCAAAGGUUAUGGAUGUAAUUGGUCUGCGAUUGGCAAGAUGUCUGUUACAAGAUGACGUUAGCAAAAAUAUUGACAUUUACAGCAGGUUACCUACAACAAUAUACUCAUGGCUGCAAUCUAUUGUUAUAUCGGAUAAAUCAACAUUUCGCGCUAGUCAAUCUUCACUAUUAAGUACAUAUGAAAUUCUUCAAUUUCUUCAUUCGAAUGCAACGUCUAGAAAUUCCAAACACUCGAAGCUGAUCAAUGACCUUAUUGAAUGCUUACAGUGUUUAGUUUAGUUUGAAAUUCAACUAAUAUUCUAGAAUAGAUUUUUACAUAAUAUUUUAUAUUUAAUUGUAACCAAUAUUUUUAAAGUAUAAUAUUUAUACAUAAAACAUAAAAAUGUACCUAAAA
This is a messenger RNA of Hydra vulgaris (swiftwater hydra), 4369 nucleotides long. Its product is annotated as rab3 GTPase-activating protein non-catalytic subunit. Gene Ontology annotation, biological process: regulation of GTPase activity. The record is from RefSeq and is a predicted model, not a curated record. Gene Ontology annotation, molecular function: protein binding. Lineage: Eukaryota; Metazoa; Cnidaria; Hydrozoa; Anthoathecata; Hydridae.